AUGGUUAAGGUAAGGGUUAAGGUUUUGGGUAGGGAUGUCCCAAGGAACCCAGAUAGCACUAACCGUUAUUGUUGGGCCAAUAACCAAAAGGUUGCUAGGACAAAUCCCCAAGCAGACAAGGUGAAACAUCUGUGGGUGUGCCCUUGAGCAAGGCACUUAACCCUAAUUGCUCCAGGGUCGCCGUAGAUGAUGGCAGACCCUGGCCGAGUCCCCACUCUCUGAGGGUGUUUCAGUACAUGUGUAAAAUAGGAGAAAUAUAAGCACUAAAAUGUUAUUAUAUACCGUACCAGUCAAAAGUUUGGACACACCUACUCAUUCAAGGGUUUUUCUUUAUUUGUACUAUUUUCUACAUUGUAGAAUAAUAGUGAAGACAUCAAAACUAUGAAAUAACACAUAUAGAAUCCUGUAGUAACCAAACAAGUGUUAAACAAAUCAAAAUAUAUUUUAUAUUUGAGAUUCUUCAAAGUAGCCACCCUUUGCCUUGAUGACAGCUUUGCACACUCUUGGCAUUCUCUCAACCAGCUUCACCUGGAAUGCUUUUCCAACAGUCUUGAAGGAGUUUCCACAUAUGCUGAGCACUUGUUGGCUGCUUUUCCUUCACUCUGUGGUCCAACUCAUCCCAAACCAUCUCAAUUGGGUUGAAGUCUGGUGACUAUGGAGGCCAGGUCAUCUGAUGCAGCACUCCAUCACUCUCCUUGGUCUAAUAGCCUUUACACAGCCUGGACGUGUGUUUUGGGUCAUUGAUCUGUUGAAAAACAAAUCAUAGUCCCACUAAGCACAAACCAGAUUGGAUGGCGUAUCACUGCAGAAUGCUGUGGUAGCCAUGCUGGUUAAGUGUGCCUUGAAUUCUAAAUAAAUCAGUGUCACCAGUAAAGCACCAUCACACCUCCUCCUCCAUGCUUCACGGUGGGAACCACACAUGCGGAGAUCAUCCGUUCACCUACUCUGCGUUUCACAAAGACACAGUGGUUGGAACCAAAAAUCUCAAAUUUGGACUCAUCAGACCAAAGGACAGAUUUCCACCGGUCUAAUGUCCAUUGCUCGUGUUUCUUGGCCCAAGCAGAUCUCUUCUUCUUAUUGGUGUUCUUUAGUAGUGGUUUCAGCAAUACGACCAUGAAGGCCUGAUUCACGCAGUCUCCUCUGAACAGUUGAUGUUGAGAUGUGUCUGUUACUUGAAUUCUGAAUAAUUUAUUUGGGCUGCAAUUUCUGAGGCUGGUAACUCUAUUGAACUUAUCCUCUGCAGCAGAGGUAACUCUGGGUCUUCCUUUCCUGUGGCGGUCCUCAUGAGAGCCAGUUUCAUCAUAGCGCUUGAUGGUUUUUGCGACUACACUUGAAGAAACGUUCAAAGUUCUUAAUUUUCCGGAUUGACCUUCAUGUCUUAGAGUAAUGAUGGACUGUCUUUUCUCUUUGCUUAUUUGAGCUGUUCUUGCCAUAAUAUUCCACAAAUUUACUUUUAACAAGGCACACCUGUUAAUUGAAAUACAUUCCAGGUGACUACCUCAUGAAGCUGGUUGAGCGAAUGCCACGAGUGUGCAAAGCUGUCAUCAAGGCAAAGGGUGGCUACUUUGAAGAAUCUCAACUAUAACAUAUUUUGAUUUGUUUAACACUUGUUUGGUUAUUACAUGACUCCAUAUGUGUUAUUUCAUAGUUUUGAUGUCUUCACUAUUAUUCUACAAUGUAGAAAAUAGUAAAAAUAAAGAAAAACCCUGGAAUGAGUAGGUGUGUCCAAACUUUUGACUGGUACUGUAAUGCAUACAAUAAAGUUUGUAAUAUGUGUGCAUUCUCAAUUCAGUGUUUGUAGUUCAGCUGUAAACAAUGAAUGCAUACAUUUCGAAAAAUAUUCUGUUGUCUUUCAAUUCCAUGGAUUACAAUUGUAUACAUUGUCAUUUUUUUUAUUCUUAUAGAUACGGGAACUUGUCCUGGACAACUGCAGAUCAAAUGAAGGGAAAAUCGAAGGCCUCACAGAAGAAUUCGUCAAUCUGGAAUUCCUCAGUUUGAUAAACGUUGGCUUAAUCUCAGUUUCCAACCUUCCCAAACUUGGGAAACUCAAAAAGGUAAAGUUUUGAUAUAUAUACACACUACCGUUUAAAAGUUUGGGGUCACUUAGAAAUGUCCUUGUUUUCGAAAGAAAAGUGAAUUUUUUUGUCCAUUAAAAGAACAUCAAAUUGAUCAGAAAUACAGGGUAGACAUUGUUAAUGUGGUAAAUGGCUAUUGUAGCUGGAAACGGCUGAUUUUUAAUGGAAUAUCUACAUAGGCGUACAUAGGCCCAUUAUCAGCAACCAUCAGUCCUGUGUUCCAAUGGCACGUUGUUUGCUAAUCCAAGUUUAUCUUUUUAAAAGGAUAAUUGAUCAUAAGAAAACCUUUUUGCAAUUAUGUUAGCACAGCUGAAAACUGUUGUGCUGAUUUAAAGAAGCAAUACAACUGGCCUUCUUGAGACUAGUUGAGUAUCUGGAGCAUCAGCAAUUGUGGGUUCGAUUACAGAAUCAAAAUGGCCAGAAACAAAUAACUUUCUUCUGAAACUCGUCAGUCUAUUCUUGUUCGGAGAAAUGAAGGCUAUUCCAUGCGAGAAAUUGCCAAGAAACUGAAGAUCUCGUACAACGCUGUGUACUACUCCCUUCACAGAACAGCGCAAACUGGCUCUAACCAGAAUAGAAAGAGGAGUGGGAGGCCCUGGUGCACAACUGAGCAAGAGGACAAAUACAUUAGUGUCUAGUUUGAGAAACAGACGCCUCACAGGUCCUCAACUGGCAGCUUCAUUAAAUAGUACCCGCAAAACACCAGUCUCAACGUCAACAGUGAAGAGGCGACUCUGGGAUGCUGACCUUCUAGGCAGAGUUGCAAAGAAAAAGCCAUAUCUCAGACUGGCCAAUAAAAAUAAAAUAUUAAGAUGGGCAAAAGAACAGACACUGGACAGAGGAAGAUUGGAGAAAAAAACUGUUAUGGACAGACAAAUCGAAGUUUGAGGUGUUCGGAUCACAAAGAAGAACAUUUGUGAGACGCAGACCAAAUUAAAAGAUGCUAGAGGAGUGCUUGAUGCCAUCUGUCAAGCAUGGUGGAGGCAAUGUGAUGGUCUGGGGUGCUUUGGUGGUGGUAAAGUGGGAGAUUUGUAUUGGGUAAAAGGGAUCUUGAAGGAAGGCUAUCACUCCAUUUUGCAACACCAUGCCAUACCCUGUAGACGGCGCUUGAUUGGAGCCAAUUUCCUCCUACAACAGGACAACGACCCAAAGCACAGCUUUAAACUAUGCAAGAACUAUUUAGGGAAGAAGCAGUCAGCUGGUAUUCUGUCUAUAAUGGAGUGGCCAGCACAGUCACCAGAUCUCAAUCCUAUUGAGCUGUGGUGGGAGCAGCUUGACCGUAUGGUACGUAAGAAGUGCCCAUCAAGCCAAUCCAACUUGUGGGAGGUGCUUCAGGAAGCAUGAGGUAAUCUGAAGAGAUUUCACCCCAACAAAUUGACAACUAGAAUGCUAAAGGUCUGCAAGGCUGUAAUUGCUGCAAAUUGAAGAUUCUUUGAUGAAAGCAAAGUUUGAAGGACAAUUAUUAUUUCUAUUAAAAAUAAUUAUUUAUAUGACUACAUUUCCUAUGCAUUUUGCUAUAUUUACUAUUCAAACUAAUUUCAUGUAUGUUUUCAUGGAAAACAAGGACAUUUCUGAGUGACUCCAAACUUUUGAACGGGUGUAUGUGUAUAAUAUAAUUUUGUUGUUUUGGCUCUGUACUCCAGCACCUUUUGGUUUUGAAAUGAUACAAUGACUGACUGAGGUUAAACUGUCAGCUUUAAUUUUAGGGUAUUUUCAUCCAUAUCGGGUGAACCGUUUAGAAAUUACAGUACUUUUGUACAGUCGGCCCAUUUUAGGGGACAAAUUCACUGAUACAGUGCCUUCAGAAAGUAUUCACACUCCUUGACUUUUUUCACAUUUUUUUUGUUGUGUUACAGCCUGACAUUAAAAUGGAUUAAAUGUAAUGUAAUCAAUCACUGCCCUGCACACAGUACCCCAUAAUGUCAAAGCGGGAUUAUGUUUUAGAAAUGUUUACAAAUUAAUGAAAAGCUGAAAUGUCUUGAGUCAAGUAUUCAAUGCCUUUGUUAUGGCAAGCCUAAAUAAGUUCAGGAGUAAAAAUGGACUCAAGGACAUUCAGAGACUUGUCCCGAAGCCACUCCUGAGUUGUCUUGGCUGUGUGCUUAGGGUCGUUGUCCUGUGGGAAGGUGAACCUUUGCCCCAGUCUGAGGUCCUGAGCAGGUUUUCAUCAAGGCUCUCUCUGUACUUUGCUCCGUUCAUCUUUCCCUUGAACCUGACUAGUCCCCCAGUCCCUGCCGCUGAAAAACAUCCCCACAGCAUGACGCUGCCACCACCAUGCUUCACCAUAGGGAUGGUGCCUUGUUUCCUCCAGACGUGACGCUUGGCAUUCAGGCCAUGAGUUCAAUCUUUGUUUAAUCAGACCAGAGAAUCUUGUUUAUUAUGGUCAGAGUCCUUUAGGUGCCUUUUGGCAAACUCCAAGCAGGCUGUCAUGUGCCUUUUACUGAGGAGUGGCUUCCGUCUGGCCACUCUACCAUAAAGGCCUGAUUGGUGGAGUGCUGCAGAGAUGGUUGUCCUUCUGGAAGGUUCUCCCAUCUCCACAGAGGAACUCUGGAGCUCUGUCAGAGUGACCAUCAGGUUCUUUGUCACCUCCACAAGAGAUGUGUUUUAAGGCUAUGGAAUGCGAAAGUGAAUUUAUCAUUUCCAAAUGGUUUAGGUCAGUUGUGUGCUGCUUUGCGAUCUAUUGACAUCUAAUAGGCGCAAUAUUUUUUACUGAUGCAUUUGCCAAUAUUCAAAUAAUACGCACAAAAGCAUUCACUGUGAAAGUAGAUACAUGUAGGCCCUUCAUAUAUAGGCUAUGCGCAGCACUUCAUUCAAUUUAUCGGAUCAGUUAUUGUUUUCUUGCUCAAACCGUUAGCAUCACCUGUCAAACUCAGACAUUUCUCUCAAAACACAGGGAUGUCGAUUUGUACGGGACUAGUAUUAUCAGAGGACCUUGGAGUUCCCCAAAAAAACGUAGGUUACUCUGGCUGGAAUUGUUACACUCCUGUCAUGUACAAAUUACUGACAUGGCAGAUUCGGACGGGACUAAAAUUACAGAUGUGGUGUUUUGUGCUUGUGUACAUAAUUACAUUACCUGGCCACCCCCAGUAAAACUAAUCCUGUCCGAAUAGGGUUUUAGGCAGGGGCUGCGGCAUUGUUCUCAAUCCCAAUAUGCUGGUUAAUUUUGCUAUUAUGCACAUAGCAACAUAGGGAAAGGAGCCAAUUCUACGGGGCACUGAAGGUUGUUUGAUCCGCGGACAGCGACCAUAUCAAACGCGGGAGAAAGCGCAUUUGUUAUGAAAUAAUAUUAGAUUUAUUAGUGUUGCACCAUUUAUUUUUGCGUAAUAUAACCAUAUACAAUUUCAGUAUCACAUGUCUUGGAGUGAUGGACUGUGCCAUCCUCGUGGCCUCUGCAAUGGAUUAGUCCACUGAGACAAGCGGAAUCAGACAGUUGUCUUGUGCAACAUGAAAAAAAGACCAACAACCUAUCGACCAAAUAAUCGACCGGUCGACUAAAUGGGGUCAGCCCUAGAUGCUACCAUGAUUACAGAUAAUCCUGAAUGAGCCGUGAAUAAUAAUUAGUGAGAUUUAGACGCAGAAUUAUCAUAUCCCCCCCCCAAAAAAAUGUUAACCUGCCGUUAUUGUAAUGGUGAGAGGUUAGCAUGUCUUUGGGGUAUGAUAUUUGUGCAUCUAACUUUCUCACUCAUCAUUCACGAUUGAUUCAGGAUUAUCUGUAAUCAUGGUAGCAUCCACAUUAAUGUAGAAGUGUUUAGAAAUGUAUUUUGUUCUUAUUUACAAUAGAAGUGACUCCAAAAUGACACUACAUUAUUUACCAUCCAUUUCUAUUGGGCACAAAAUCUGAAACACAACAAAAAAAAACAGCAAAUGCAUCCAACAAAUUUGUAGGGUCACAACCCUGAUGUAGUCAUUGCAUGCUAUGAAUAUGGGACCAAAUACUAAACUUUUUACUACUUUAAUACACAAGUACAUUUGUCCCAAUACUUUUGGUUCCUUAAAAAUGGGAGGACUGUGUACAAAACGUGCUGAAAUUUCUAAAACGUUUACUUGAUAUGGAUGAAAAUACUCUCAAAUUAAAAUUGACAGUCUGCACUUUAACCGUAGUCAUUGUAUCAUACUGGAGUACAGAGCCAAAACAACAAUAACAACUAACUGGCUAAACACUUUGUUGCAGUUGGAACUCAGUGACAACAGAAUCUCUGGUGGCCUUGAUGUGCUAGCAGAGAAACUCCCCAACCUCACACAUCUAAAUCUAAGUGGGAACAAACUGAAGGACAUCAGCACAUUGGAACCUUUGGUAGGGACACCAAACUCCCGGUAGAGCACAAUACAGUACAACACCAUCUCAUUGUCUCAGGCUAUGCCUCAAAUUACACUAUUCCCCAUAUAGAGUUUUGACCGUAGACCUAUUUGGCAGUGUGUUUGUUUGUUUCCCUAUGUGGCUCUGGUCAAAAGUAGUGUAAUAGCCUACGAGGAAAAGGUGUUCUAUAAGCUCUUGAGAGAUUUAUUCAGGCAGUGUUAUUGACCCCCUAAUUAACCUACACCCAUUUGGUCCCACAGAAAAAGCUGGACAGCCUGAAGUCUCUGGACCUGUUCAACUGUGAGGUGACCAACCUGAACGACUACAGGGAGAGUGUGUUCAAGCUGCUCCCUCAGCUCACCUACCUGGAUGGGUACGACGUGGAGGACCGGGAGGCGUCUGACGUGGAUGGGGUGGACGAUGAAGACGAUGAGGGUUGGCAGCCAUUUUUAUUUUUUUCCCCAAUGUUUUGAGGCAAUAUAAGAAAAUGAAAAUGCAGUUGUGGGAUUUGAGUUGAGAAUGGGGUCUUCUGUAGCUCAGUAGGUAGAGUAUGGAGCUUGCAACGGCAUAAUAGUGGGUUCGAUUCCCGGGACCACCCAUAUGCAAAAUGUAUGCACACAAGACUGCAAGAGCAUCCCAAACAUGCUCAAUGGGUGACGUCUGAGUUUUCAGCUUCCAGGAAUUGUGUACAGAUCAAGGGGCCGUGCAUUACCAUGCUGAAAGACGAGGUGAUGGCAGCAGAUGAAUGACAACAAUGGGCCUCAGGAUCUCGUCACUAUCUCUGUGCAUUCAAAUUGCCAUCGAUAAAUGCAAUUGUGCUCGUUGUCCGGAGCUUAUGCCUGCCCAUACCAUCAUGGGGCACUAAUGUUCACAACGUUGACAUCAGCAAUCCGCUCGCCCACACAACGCCAUACAUGCUGUAUGCCAUCUGCCCGGUACAGUUGAAACUGGGAUUCAUCCGUGAAGAGCACAUUUCUCCAGGGUGCCAGUGGCCAUCGACGGUGAGAAUUUGCCAACUGAAGGCGGUUACGACGCCGAACUGCAGUCAGGUCAAGACCCUGGUGAGGACGACGAGCACGCAGAUGAGCUUCCCUGAGACUGUUUCUGACAGUUUGUGCAGAAAUUAUUCGUUUGCGCAAACCCACAGUUUCAUCAGCUGUCCGGGUGGCUGGUCUCAGACGAUCCCACAGGUGAAGAAGCCGGGCGUGAAGGUCCUGGCUGGCGUGGUCACACGUGGUCUGUGGUUGUGAGGCCAGUUGGACGUACUGCCAAAUUCUCUAAAAUGACGUUGGAGGCAGCUUAUGGUAGAGAAAUUAACAUUCAAUUCUCUGGCAACAGCUCUGGUGGACAUUCCUGCAGUCAGCAUGCAAAUUGCACGCUCCCUCAACUUGUGGCAUUGUGUUGUGACAAAACUGCACAUUUUAGUGGCCUUUUUUUGUCCCCAGGACAAGGUGCACCUGUGUAAUGAUCAUGCUAUUUAAUAAGCUUCUUGAUUUGCCACACCUGUCAGGUGGAUGGGAUAUCUUGGCAAAAGGGAAAUGCUCACUAACAGGGAUAUUUCUGCUCAUGAAACAUGGACCAACACUUUACAUGUUGCAUUUAUAUUUUUGUUCAGUAUAUAGUAGAAUCCAUGUUAGUACAUCGUGGAUAUUGUCAUUCAAGGGAAUUCUAUUGUGUAUUUGUAGGAUUUUUCAGCAUGGAUGUGAUUUACUACUUUGUUUUUUAGGAGGAACGAAGGAUGAGGACGGAGAGGAGGAAGACUUUGACGAGGAGGAGGAUGAGGUCAGCGGAGAUGAAGAGGUAAAGCCCUUUUUUGGUUUGUUUGUGACAAAUAGUUUAAAAGAUGAACGGGGGGAUAUGGUUUGAAAGCUCUGGAUUCUGACCUGCUCUGUCCCAUCUCCCCAGGAGGAAGACCUUGGUAUUGAUGAUGACGACAACGACGAUGGUAUGUCAUUCUCAUACUUUUUGUCACAAGCUCAUGUCCAAAGUUCAUGUUAAAAAGUUUCACUUUUGGAUGCUUUACUUAAGUACAGUAUCAUAUAGUCAAAUAACCCUUUCCCAUUUCUCCCAGAAGUUGAGGCUGUCCAAGGAGAGACGAGAAAGCAAAAGCCUGAUGACAACGAUUAUGAGCAAAAAAUUAGAGCCAAUCAAGUUGUCAACCCCUUCCCUCUCCACCCUGACACCCACCCACACCCUGCCUACUCAAAGUCUCUCCCCCAGCUUUGAGCCCCCGUGUGGGGAAAGACUACCGGACUGGUGGUUCAAGUGGAGCUGCCUGCACCCCAUGGAACCGAGAGCCGUUCUCAAGCAGCACACUACUCCGCAUUCCACAAUUUCACUGUCAACUCCCCCUUUAUGUAUACCUGUGAGGACAUUGGGACUGGUAUCUAGUUUUGGGUCUGUGCUUUUAAUAUUUUGUUGGAUUAAUUAUGAAUUUUUGUUUUGUUUAUUUCUUCCCCUUCUAUUUUUCCCCCCAAUAAAAGUAUUGCUAUAGCAACUGUGCGGCCGCCUGCCUGUUGCACAAAUCAAGGUUGUAGCUACAUUUUUACUUUCUGUAUGACAAACUACUUUGUAAAUAAAAUGUUAACAUUUUGCACUUUGCUCUCCUCUGGUCAUGCUUUUCUCGUCACAUCUAAAGUUGAUUAAUUGAAUGAAUCUGAUGAGUUAAGUGCCUGUCUCACCUCCUGAGUGCAAUGGGUUGCCUCUGUGGGAAAAGUCUAGAACUCAUCUAUCACACAAUAUGCACCAAAUUGAUAUUUCAAAGUCACUCUACGAGAUGACAUGUUGCAGCUUAUUUUAUUAUUUUGAAUGGGAGGGAAGGAAAGAAGUUGGCAAUAGGAACACAUGAAAUCAGUUUAUUCGUCACAUGCUUUGUAAACAGGUGUAGACUGAAAUGCUUACUUACGGGCCCUUUCCAACAAUGCAGAGAAAUUGGAAGUAAUAAUAAAUACACAAUGAAUAACGAUAACUUGGCUAUAUACAAGGGGUACCAGUACAUAAUCGAUGUGCAGGGGUACGAGGUAGAUAUGUAAUAUAAUAUGUACACAUAACUAGGAAUAAAGUGACAGUAAACCGUAUCAGCAGCUUAUGUGAUGAGUCAAAGUUAGUGCAAAAAGGGUCAAUGCAGAUAGUCUGGGUAGCUAUUUGGUUACUGAACAAAAAUAUAAAACACAACAUGUAAAGUGUUAGUCCCAUGUUUCAUGAGCUGAAAUAAAAGAUCCCAGACAUUUUCCAUACGCACAAAAAGCUUUUUUCUCUCAAAUUGUGCACAAAUUUGUUCACAUCCCUGUUACUGAGCAUUUCUCCUUUGCCAAGAUAAUCCAUUCACCUGACAGGUGUAGCAUAUCAAGAAGGUGAUUAAACAGCAUCAUUACACAGGUGCACCUUGUGCUGUGGACAAUAAAAGGCCACUCUAAAAAGUGCAGUUUUGUCACAACACAAUGCCACAGAUGUCUCAGGUUUUGAGGUAGCGUGCAAUUGGCAUGCUGACUACAGUAAUGUCCACCAGAGCUGUUGCUCAUUGCUCUACCAUAAGCCGCAGCCAACGUCGUUUUAGAGAAUUUGGCAGUACAUACAACCGGCCUCACAACCGCAGACCACGUGUAACCAUGGUAGCCCAGGAUCUCCACAUCCGGCUUCUUCACCUGCGGGAUCGUCACGACCAGCCACCCAGACAGCUGAUGAAAGAGGAGUAUUUAUGUCUGCAAUAAAGCCCUUUUGUGGGGAAAAACUCAUUCUGAUUGGCUGGACCUGGCUCCCAAGUGGGUGGGCCUAUGCCCUCCCAGGCCCACGCCUCUACCCAGUCAUCUGAAAUCCAUUGAUUAUGGCCUAAUUCAUUUAUAUUUGAAAUUGUUGCGUUUAUAUUUUUGUUCAGUAUAACUUCAUAAAAUAAAUAGUGGUACGAUCACAUGGUAUAAACAACAAUUUCAACAAGCACCAUCUUUACAGGAGAAAUAAAACAAUCCAUGUUUUAGAAAAAUAACAAUAUAUAACAUUGCAUUUAUUUGGCUAAAUAUUCAUAUGGUCUCGGAUUCAACUGUAAAACAAUUAUUAAGAGCCGAUUCCAAAAUCAAUCCAUAGAACCAGAACCAUUAGGACCAUAUAGAACCUGAACCAGAAGCAUUCAGCUGGCUAGUUAUGUUCCAACAGCCACCGGUCUGACCCGGAGCACCUCAGCGAAGCCCUGUCCAAACCAGCAGGUGAUGUCUGCCGUGUCCAAGGUGAAGAAGAAGAGUCUGUCCUUACAGCGGCUCCUCCAAUACACAGACCUGGGGUCAACAGAUAGGAUCCCUCUGAUGGCGGCCGCAGCUUCCUUUGGACCGCGCAGGAACCGUAACCUGGGUCGCUCACAGGGUUCUAGAGCAGGACUGCCCAACCCUGUUCCUGGAGAGCUACCGUCCUGUAGGUUUUUGCUCCAACCCUAAUCUAGCACACCUGAUUCUAAUAAUUAGCAGGUUGAUAAGAUGAAUCAGGUUAGUAACAUACAGGAGGGUAGCUCUCCAGGAACAGGGUUGGGCAGUCCUGCUCUAGAACCUUGUGAGCGACCCAGGUUCUAGAGAAACGGGGACAUUUACAGAGGAAGAAACCAGUGAACGCAAUAACAUAUAGAUAUUUUUUAACAAUAGGCCAAAUGGAUGACGGAGAAACAUUACUUUUUUUUUAUAUCAUUGACUUUACUCUGGUAAGAUAGUUUAGGCUUGAGAUGCAAUGAUAUCUAUACAAACCCGCUGCAAAAACAAUUGGCGCCACAAUGGAGCUCUCUGGUGGAUGAAUGCACAACUCAGUCCUUUUUAAAAAGCAAUAAUAAAGCUCUCAUGUCAACCUCAGCUCGGGGGGAAUUCUAUAGGCUUACCUGCAUUGAUGGGGGCAAGGAACUCAUCCAGCUCUCUCUCUGCUUGGGUGUCUUGGCUUUAGGCCCAGCUGAAGCCUGGGACUUUCCUACAGAGCUCCACAUGGUGAGGUGGUCAUCUCCCUGGCUGAUGUAGGCCUUGAGCUCUCCCAGCACAGUGGUGAUGUCUUUGCCUGGGGCUUUAGGAGCAGAAGAGCUGUAGGCAUCGCCUGGACGGAGGAUGUGAACUUUGGAUUUGUCUUUUUAGUGGAAUAUUCUGGGAUCUGUGCUAUGACUAUUCCCUCUCUCAAACCCCAUGUCCAACUGGGGAUCAUCAGUACAGGAGAAAGAAGCUAUUGAGUCUGAAUGCAACCUCCACACUGGAGGUCUCCUCUUUUGAUGGUACAUUGGUGCCCUCAGGUUGGACGCCACAGUCAUAAGUAUGUGUCAAUGUUCAGUCUACUGUGUGGGGAGUCAUAGUCAGAGAUUGUGUGCCUGUGAGAGCUAUCUCACUCAGUGUGUCAGAUAAGGAUAUGAAUAGAUUAAAUAGAUCUGAAUUCAUACAAUAACAUCUGAUAAUGUUGUAAGAUAGAGAUUGUUUAUGCUGCCUAACAAAAGUACACAUUGGCAAAUGUGCUCAUAGGCUUUCCGCACGUGUCGUAAUUUCUAGCUAGCCAACCAGCAAUUUAUUAACUGGCAACCAGUCUGCCAGGCCUUAUGCCACGUUCUGGUCGGAACUAGGAAUCUCGUAAAUGCUAACUGGUUGAACGUGGCACGUGUAUAACUACAACCUAUUAGCAAGUCAGACAUUUUUCAGAGUUGCCGACUUGCACGUGAACGCGGCAUUACUGCCGAUUCUUUUGCUUGCUGCCAUUAUUGCAGUGUUUAACCAUUUCACAGCCUCCUAGUCGGUUGCACACACAAGGUUUGAUUGCAAAGUUGUCUCAAUUAUUUGUUCACUUCUACAUCAGUGUUGUAGGAGGUCAAAGUUUCCACAAUGCGUUAGACACACGGAAUGGUUUAUUUUAUAUAGACCUUGGUAGCCAUGUUUGUUGUUAUCAUAAAUGCUAAAAUGAGGGGCCCUUUAUUACAAUGCACUUCUAAAUCCCCCAGCAAUAAUCCAUUGUUUUUACAGCAUGUCCCACAAUAUUUUUGUGAUAAAUGGGUGGAGUCUUUUAGACAUUUUUCCCGAUUCAGUAGGGACCCUGAUAUUUAGCUAGCUAGCUACGCAAACAAAAAUGUUUCACUCGUUUUUAUUAGUCAUCCACAUCUUGUACACUACAGCUACCAUUACCCCCCACCCCCACCCUUUUAGCUAGCUAGCUAGCUAGCCAUAACGUAACGGCGCUUUAUAUAUCAAGCUUGCUAACAGUCGACUGAAGUCAUUGAGGGGCCAUUGCCAGAUACAAUAUCGCAGAUCAUCUUCUACUUGCCUUACAUCCCAUUAAAAUGUUACAUUGUUCGGUUUGAUAUUCAUAAACUAAUUUAUUUUCUGGCGAGUUAAAGCUGAUUGUUAUAUACACUCACUAGUCAGUUUAUAUGACGUAUAUAAACCCUGGAUUGCUGAUGCUAUUUAUUGGCCAUUGAGAGGCUUUGACACCACCGGUCGGCCAUAUUGGCACGCCAUAGGAGGAGCAGUCCUCCAUAGGAAUGAAUGGGAUUCUGCAGUAUUUCAAUUUUAUGUUUCAAGGACAAAAUUCUAUGUACAGUUAAGUAUUUGUUUUGUUGUAGUGGGGACAGUAAAAUUAGUACUCUAAAAAAAAAAAUACUUUAAGGAAAAUGUUUUAAUAUUUUUUCAUGUUUAGCUCGCAUAAUAUACACUUUAGGUAUGCAUUAAGUUGUCUGUAAUAGAAUACGUGUCAAAAACAAAUGUAGACAUUAAUAAAUGCAUUUCUAUAGCUUCCAAAGUACUGUUUUACAAUUGAGGAGGACUGCCAAGAUGGCUGCUCGGUGGCUUCAAUACAGUACCCCCUGUUAGUCAUCCAGGGUUUAUACACAUCAUUGUAAACCACCCCGUUCACGAAAAUGGAUCGCUCCUACAAACAGUGAGUCACGUGGCCGUGGCUUGCCAUAUAAAGCAGGUAGACAGGCAUCUAGUUAUACUGUUCGAUUGAACGUUAGAAUGGGUAAAAAGAGUGACCUAAGGGACAUUGAGCGUGGUAUGAUCGUCGGUGCCAGACGCGCCGGAUCCAGUAUAUCACAAACGGCAGCACUCCUGGGCUUUUCACGCACGACAGUGUCUGUGGUUUACCGAGAAUGGCGCGACAAACAAAAAACAUCCAGUCAGCGACAGUCCAGUGGGCGUAAACAGCUCGUUGAUAAGAGAGGUCGAAGGAGAUUGGAAAGAAUAGUGCAAGCUAACAGGCGGGCCACAAUUAGACAAAUAACGGCGCAGUACAACAGUGGUGUGCAGAACAGCAUCUCGGAACGCACAACUCGUCGAUCCUUGUCACGGAUGGGCUAUUGCAGCAAACGGCGGGCAAAUGAGGAGUGGAAAAACAUCGCCUGUGUAGAUAAGGUAAAGGAGUCAAUGGAAUGCAGACCGUUCCAUUGACCAGUUUGGCGCACAUUCAACAAAUCUGACCUAACAAAGUGGAUAUUUGUCAAAUCAGACAUCUAUGUAUUGUAACAGGCCCACAAUGUGGUUACUUAAGUCCGAUUAAUAUGUUUGGCUGUUUUCGCUGCAUAACGUUUAGAAGUUGCCCCUUUUCAGGUUCAGAAGUGACUGCUAAAUUAACUCCCGUUCAGCUAAGCUGGUUAGCUAGCACACAGAAAUCGGUGGUAGUAAGUCAAGUCGUUCUUAACUGUAAGAGUUGAUUGGUUACGAAUACAUGAACGUGUUGAGGUUGACGUCCAUAGAAGCGUUAUACUCAACAUUGUGUGAAAUAAACAAUAGCCUAAAUGUAAACUGUUGUUGCGAGCGGUCAACGAAUGUUUGGUUCCAGCCAUAUUAUUCCUCGCAACUACCACGAAAGAGAUCAAAAUACUUAUUGAAACUGGCCAACAACCUCCACGUUCAGUGUUGAUAUUUUGUAUGUUGUGUUUAUAAUUUAGACAUUUCUAAUGUAUAGGCUAGACAAUGUACUAAUAACAUGUUGUUCGCCGGCUUGUGAAGUAGCCGGCCUGAAUGACACGAGACCGAGCAAAAGGCGUUUGGUGUGUGGGUUGCUAAAACUCCGUUCGACCCGCUCUGGCUUUUCAUGCAAACAUUAAUAAAGGUAUUCUACAUUAAAUACAUUUGAAUUGAUAUGUUUUACGUCAUUACUGCAUGUAAACAGUCAUUCUUCUUCGGAGAGUUUUGAGAACUGCAUCUCAGGAAUCGCCAUGUUGUCAUUCUGCCGUCUUUGAAGCUCUAGAGAAAGGAACUCCAUCUUUGUUUUACUAAUAACCAGUGUGCAACUGCAGCCCGCAAUUCGGGGCGUACUUCUAUGAUAUCAUGGCGGUCCGCAAACAAACGUUUUAAGUGCAUGCCGCCACCUACUGUGCUGGCAUGUACGCUCAAUCAUGAUUCGGUACUACCAUGAAAAUAAAAUUCAAAACCAAAUAACUUCUACCCCCCCCCCCCCCCUCAAAAAAAAAACACUCCCCAACCCCAUUAAACUUUAUUUAUAUAAUGCUGAGACACUCCACCCUUAGGAUUGUUCAGCAUGUCAACUAUUUCAACAGUAACACCUGUUACCCCCAAUAUCUCUUUUGCCUUCUCCACAAUAACCUUCAACCUGGCAUUUCUGCUUUCCACAACCCAAGUCGUAUUGAUACCUUAAUAAAAGCUAUGAAGUCAACUUUAUUCAUUAUAAAAGUGUCCUGACAUCACACAUUCAUGAGCACAAGAUUUCUGAACAGGCCUCGAAACCAUGCUAGGACCAUUAAAAAAAAAACCCAACCCCAACAUUAGGUCCACUUACUACAGGUACAUCCAUGUAAGCUCCAUCAUCACACUAGUUCUACCAAUCUGUUUUACAGCCUCUGCAUAUGAUACAUCAUGACUGGUCCUAUAUCUCUGAGCCUUUCUAGCCUCUCUCUCUCUGUAGCUGGCAUCCACCAAGUGUUCUCCCCCACAAUUACAGCACUUAACCUUCACAUUGCUACCACAGUCACCGUAAUCAUGUUCCCCUCCACACUAGGCACAUCUUUCCUUUACACUGAGCAGCUACAUGUCCCAUGCUUUGGCAUUUAAAACGCUGCGGUGCAUAUGGGUCAUUCUCUAACAUUGAAACUAAGGAAUCCUAUCUGUACUUUUCCCGGCAAGACUUUCUAAAACCACAGCAUCACUGUUAAGCUUUCACUUCUUUGACCCUCUUUCCUACUGAUCAACAUUUUGGCUUCAAUCACUCUGCCUCCCUUCACAUUUUCUUUAAUGUCAUCUGUGGACAUAGAUAUUGGGACCCAGGUGAUGACUCCCCUUAACCUAGCAUAAGCACCAGGUACAUGGCUUUUAAUCUUCUUCCCAUUAUGUUUUUCCAUUUGCAGAAUCUUCCCUUGCUGAGCCUGGCUACCACAAAAAAAUUAGCAAUCUACCAUUUCCAAUCAACCGGGCGAGUUUAACUUCACUUAUCUCUUUCUCUACGGCGUUAGUCGGAUAGGGUGUAAAUGAGGCCCUAUGGUCUCAAACUCCACAACUUUCCACUCCGACAUAUUACUUUUGCUUCCUACCUUGACCCUCUUUUUACUUUCUACACUAGCCGCUCCACUGCUUUCAGUAUCAUGAUCUCUCUUCUUCCUAUGUCUUUCCACUACAGACCAUUCAGAUCCUUGAGCCUCAUCCUCCCGCUCCAUAUCAUCAGAGCGGUCACCCAUACUGAUCGCACAGCUGUUGCUUCUCCAUUUCGUCCACACUACUUGCCACCAUUUCCCCUAAUUUUUCUAUCCUCUUCGGGGGCAUCUUGCAUGUGGGUAUUCCUGCAUCUAGCAUUUAUUUGCCUAUUUCUGUUAUGGAACGCCUACUCUGAAGUGUGCAAUAACUGAAUUUGCCCUUGCACUCCUAAACAACUACAUUUUUAGAAAUUUUGGCAAAGGGUGAAGUCUACAAAACGCAGUCCACUGUCUGUUACAGAUUCUAGUUUUGGAAACAAUACUGUAUGGAGCUCAAAUGUUUAAUCGCUGAGAAAAUUUGCAGAAUGUCAGCCAAAAUCCAUCUUCUCCCACUGCCGGCCACUGGGCUUCCUCUCACCACCUUAUUUGGUAGUGAGUGGAAACUCCAACCGGAUACUUCACAUUUAUACAUCCGGUGAAAUAUCUGGCUAAUUGUUCUGCGCUACUGGUCUGUACUAGCUAUAGCAAAGAGGAAGAGAGGCCCAACUCGGCUGAAAAUCUGUCUCCCUCCAACAGGUAGUGUUGUUUCGCCCACAAAGCAAGGAGUUUUUGUAUGGAGGUCAAUGAGCGUCGAAUUUGGUCAACAACAAAAAAAAUUAUGGCUUAUUUGCUACGUGAGGUUUAUUUGAUCUAAAAAGUUUCAUAAUGCUUAAGUUAAGUGUACUGAUAUGUAGGUCACGUGACAUCCUGGCAACUUUGGGAAAAAAAAAAAAAAACGUAUCGGGAUGGCUAUGCAUAUUCAUAGCAUAAGGCUAAUAGCAUAGUAUCUCUCCCCAUUGAAUACAGGCUGUUGAUGUCAACAACCCUCAUCGAAUAUUCAAAAAAGGAUUACAAAAAAAGGAUUACAAUAAUGAGAUGUAUCCAGCCCGCCGUGCCGCUUUGUGGACAACGACUCCCAUUGUUAUGAUGGAGAGACAUGCAUCUUGUCAGUAUAUCCAUAAUCUUUGGCUAUAGCUAGCUAGUCUUCUGGUGGGGUUAUCGGCUGUUAGCUACCAACUUUAUGGUACAUUAGCUCCAUCUACUGUACUGGAGCGCUCGUCUCCCGCCUAUGUACUGGAGUCGUAGCUUAAAAAUGGCCCAAUAGAAGUAUAAAGAGGGGUUCCUGCAGAUGCAGGAAUGCCCACAUGCAUUACAUUUACAUUUUAGUCAUUUAGCAGACGCUCUUAUCCAGAGCGACUUACAGUUAGUGAGUGCAUACAUUAUUUUAUAUUUAUUUUUCAUACUGGCCCCCCGUGGGAAUCAAACCCACAACCCUGGCGUUGCAAAUGCCAUGCUCUACCAACUGAGCUACAUCCCUGCCAGCCAUUCCCUCCCCUACCCUGGACGACGUUGGGCCAAUUGUGCGCCGCCCCAUGGGUGUCCCGGUCGCGGCCGGCUACGACAGAGCCUGGAUUCGAACCAGGAUCUCUAGUGGCACAGAUAGCACUGCGAUGCAGUGCCUUAGACCACUGCGCCACUCGGGAGGCUAACGCCCCGAUGCAGAAACGCCCCGAUUUGCGGGCUGCAGUUGCAACCUUCUAAUUUCUAACAAACUGUCCUAUCGGUCGUUCGCUCGACAGCUAGUGAAUCAAUUUCCCCAAAAAUGUUUUAGCUUUACAGAGUAUAUUUGCAAUCCUUCCCGUUGCUGUAGGGUAGUUAAUGGCAGGCAGUCAGGCUUCUCUUGCAGCUCUUCAAUUGCACGGCAGCGCUUAAAAGGGCAAUGGCUAGCCUGUAGCGAGCUUGCUAACAAAAAGCAUUGCAUUUGUCAUUAGUGACUGCAUCAGCGCGCCAAGUGAAGGUAGAACUGUAUUGUGCGGUUCUUCCUCGUGGCAGCGGUUUCAAAGAAACAACUGCGGUGCCUCGACAUAAAACAAUGCAACCAAAUACUUUUAUUGAUGGCUCCACUCGACAGCCUUAUCAAUGUUUCACUUUGUUACUGUGCAAAUCAUGAUCUUUGAUGUUCAACGUUAACUUUAUUCAACCUUUUUAAUCAAGCUUUUGGUUGCGCAAUGACUGUCCCUGACUAUUAAACGUGAACUCUGCUCUUUAAAUUAUUAAAUGUAACAUUUUGUAGCUAGGAACUGAGAAGUUGAAGGAUUCAUACAGAAGUCAGGAGAAACUCCUAUUAAUGCGGUCCAUAUUUUGUGUAUUGGACUUUUUUCAUCCUUUAGUUUAUAUUCAAGCUUAGUUUUUUUAAUGCAGCUAGUUACUGUUGCCAACAUGUGACCAUUCUAAAACAGGUUUUCCACACCACUUUUACAUAUGCAUAAAAUAACGUUAUAAUAUGGGUGCAUUACCCAUGUGUUUAAUGCAUCUGUAAACAAUGCAUGCUUACGUUUUUCUUUGAAUUACAUGGAUUUCAAUUUUACAAAUGGUAUUUUAUCCUUAUAGGUACGAGAACUUGUCCUGGACAACUGCAGAUCAAAUGAAGGGAAAAUCAAAGGCCUCACAGCAGAAUUCGUCAAUCUGGAAUUCCUCAGUUUGAUAAACGUUGGCUUAAUAUCAGUCUCCAACCUUCCCAAACUUGGGAAACUCAAAAAGGUAACGUUUUGCUUAUUAUUAUUUUACACAAGCUUAUUCCAGUAAAAGUGACAUUUGUGUUUACUUCUUUUGAAAAAUAACUUCAAUUCUGGCUGUGGGGGUAGAAGGAGCCAUGGUUAAUCCCUAAUGUCAUCCUAUUCCCUAUAUAGUGCACAACUUUUGUGGGUCCUGGUCAAAAAUAGUGCACUAUGUUCUGUAAGGAAUAGGGUUCCAUUUGGGACAGUCAUUGUUUUCUGAAAGACUUACUUGUUUGGGCGUUUAGACAGAAGUGACUGAUAUAUCUUCACAUUAUGUUGCAGUUGGAACUCAGUGACAACAGAAUCUCUGGUGGCCUUGACGUGCUAGCAGAGAAACUCCCCAACCUCACACAUCUAAAUCUAAGCGGGAACAAACUGAAGGACAUCAGCACAUUGGAACCUUUGGUAGGUACACCAAACUCCCGGUAGAGCACAAUACAGUGUGACACCAUCUCAUUGUCUCAGGCUAUGCCUCAAAUGACACUUCCCCAUAUAGAUCUUUGACCCAUUUGGUCCCACAGAAAAAGCUGGACAGCCUGAAGUCUCUGGACCUGUUCAACUGUGAGGUGACCAACCUGAACGACUACAGGGAGAGUGUGUUCAAGCUGCUCCCUCAACUCACCUACCUGGAUGGGUACGACGUGGAGGACCGGGAGGCAACCGACUCGGACGGAGAGGUGGACGAUGACGACGAUGAGGGUGGGAAGCCAUUUAGUUUUUGUGUUGAGGAAAUGGAAGCGCAGAUGUGAGUUGAGAAUGGGGGUCUUCUGUAGUUCUGUUGGUAGAGCAUGGCGCUUGCAAUGCCAGGAUAGUUGGUUUGAUUCCCGGGACCACCCAUACGUAAAAUGUAUCGCAUGACUAAGUCGCUUCGGAUAAAAACAUUAUAUAUUACAAUCCAUAUUAGUACAUCGUGGGUGUUUUGUCAUGCAAGGCAAUUCUAUUGUGUAUUUGUAGGGUUUGUCUGCAUGUAUCUGUGUGAUGACUGACAAUGGAGGUGGGGUAAUUGUUUUUUAGGAGAGGAUGAGGACGGAGAGGAGGAAGACUUUGAUGAGGAUGGUGAUGAAGAGGAGGGAGUAGUAGGAGAGGAGGAUGAUGAGAUCAGCGGAGAUAAGGCAGUAAAGCCCUUUUUGGUUUGUUUGUGACUCAAUAGUUUAAAAGAUCAACAGGGGGGGAUAUGGUUUGAGAGCUCUGUGGAUUCUGACCUGCUCUGUCCCUUCUCUCCAGGAUGAAGACCUUGGCAUUGAUGGUGAAGUUGACGAAGAUGGUACGUCAUUCAUACUUUGUCACAAGCUCAUGUUAAAAAGUUUCACGUUUGGAUGCUUUACUAAGUACAGUACCUUUAUAGUAUAAUGACCCUUUCCCAUUUCUCCCAGAAGUAGAGGCUGUCCAAGGAGAAAAGAGAAAGCAAGAGCCUGACGACGAUGAGCAAAAAACGACAGCCUAUCAAGUUACCAACCCCUUCCCUUUCCCUCUCCACCCUGACACCCACCCUGCCUACUCCACGUCUCUCCCCCAGCUUUGAGCCCCUGUGUGGGGCAAGACUGUACCAGACGGGGUGGUCCGAGUGGAGCUGCCUGUGCCCUAUGGAACCGAGAGCCAUUCCCAAGGUUCUCAAGCAGCGCACUACUCCGCAUCCCACAAUUUCACUGUCAACUCCCCCUUUCUGUAUACCUGCCUGAGGACUUUGGGACUGAUAUCUAGUUUUGGGUCUGUGCUUUUAAUAUUUUGUUGGAUGAAUGAAUACAUUUUUUAUGUUGGGUUUAUUUCUUACCCCUCUUCUUUUUGUCUGCUUUAUCUUUUUUUCCCCCC
Messenger RNA from Coregonus sp. 'balchen', 20355 nucleotides. NCBI's taxonomy places the organism in Eukaryota, Metazoa, Chordata, Actinopteri, Salmoniformes, Salmonidae. The record is from the annotation of a GenBank genome assembly.